AUGAUACCCUCACCCACUGCAACACACGUUCGAUCCGAAAUUGUCAUGGGUGGCAUUGACACACGGCUUCAACCACUCCGCCAUCACGUUUUUCAACUACCCACACCUACCGUGAUCCAUGAAAGCAAGCGACAAGAAACAGAGUUGCGUAAACGGAUACGAGACAUUUAUGACGAUCCAUCCCUUGAGAGCAAGGAAAAGGCGAGAAAAGUACAGCAACUCAUGUCAUCGUCACGAACAUCUACAAUUAAAUGUGCUGCUAAUACUACAACACCCAUGCUGCAAAACCUUGAGUUGGAUGGUGAACGAAUGCCGACGUAUCAUGAUCACAAGGAAAACAUUCUAGGAUGCACGCAUUAUCAACGUAAAGUGAAGCUUCAAGCCGAAUGCUGUGGACGACUAUUCACUUGUCGCUUUUGCCAUGAUGAAGCGAGUGAUCAUAUGAUUGAUCGCCACACGACGAAAAACAUGAUGUGCAUGUUAUGCAAGACCCUUCAACCUGCUGGCAAAGUAUGUCGUGCAUGUGGUGUUGAAGCUGCACGCUACUAUUGUGACAAGUGCAAGCUGUGGGAUGACCAACCUGAUGCUUCUGCAUACCACUGUGAUGAUUGUGGCAUUUGUCGCAAAGGCCAAGGCCUCGGCAAGGAUUUCUUCCACUGCAAAACAUGUAACGUAUGCAUGACCAUUAGCAUGCAAAACAACCACAAGUGUAUCGAACGCAGCCUCGAGAGCGAUUGUCCUAUUUGUGGUGAAUACAUGUUCACCAGUCGCACACCCGUGACCUUUUUGCCCUGUGGUCAUUGCAUUCACAAACCAUGCUACACUGCUUACAGUCAAACUGCCUAUCAAUGCCCUACCUGCCUCAAAAGUAUGACCGACAUGUCCGCCUAUUUUAAGCUCAUUGACGAAGAAAUGCGUCAACAACCUAUGCCUGAAGAGUACAAGUCCUAUGUUUCUACCAUCUUUUGCAACGACUGCCAAUCCCGUUCCACCAAUGUCCCUUUCCACUUUUUCUAUCACAAGUGCACCCAUUGUGCAAGCUAUAAUACCACAGUCCUUUCUACCCUUUCUCCCUCCUGCUGUCCACCAUCAUGA
Lichtheimia ornata is the source of this 1095-nucleotide messenger RNA. RefSeq lists its product as uncharacterized. The record is from RefSeq and is a predicted model, not a curated record. Gene Ontology annotation, cellular component: nucleus. Gene Ontology annotation, molecular function: zinc ion binding; ubiquitin protein ligase activity. The transcript has 4 exons. Gene Ontology annotation, biological process: protein ubiquitination; ubiquitin-dependent protein catabolic process. Bases 1 to 1095 code for a protein of 364 amino acids. NCBI's taxonomy places the organism in Eukaryota, Fungi, Mucoromycota, Mucoromycetes, Mucorales, Lichtheimiaceae.